AUGUCCGGCUGCGAGCUGCCCGUGGGCACCUGCCCGGACAUGUGCCCCGCCUCCGAGCGCGCCCGCCGCGAAAAGGAGGGCCGCCUGCACCGCUUCGAGGUGGCGCCGGGCGGCGGCGGGCCCCGGCCCCGCGCCGACCCGCAGCGCGCCGUGAAGGAGUACAGCCGGCCGGCCGCCGGCAAGGCCCGGCCGCAGCCCAGCCAGCUCCGGCCGCCCGCCGUGCUGCUGGCCACCGUGCGCCACCUGGCCGCUGAGGUGGCCGGCCGCGCCGACGCCUCCCGCGCCGAGGUGGCGGGCUUCGUGGCGGACCGGCUGCGCGCCGUGCGCCUGGACCUGGCGCUGCAGAGCGCGGGCGCCGCCGAGGCGGCGGCGGUGCUGGAGGCGGCGCUGGCCGUGCUGCUGGCCGUGGCGGCGCAGCUCCGGCCCGGCGCCGCGUGCGGGCCGGUGGCCCCGGCGCUGCUGCAGGCCCAGGUGCAGGAGGGCUUCGGCUCGCUGCGGCGCUGCUACGCGCGGGGCGCGGGGCCGCACCCCCGCCAGGCCGCCUUCCAGGGCCUCUUUCUGCUCUUUAACCUGGGCUCCGUGGAGGCCCUGCACAGCGUUCUGCAGCUGCCAGCCGCCCUGCGCUCCUGCCCAGCCCUCCGCACAGCCCUGGCCGUGGACGCGGCCUUCCGGGAGGGCAAUGCUGCCCGCCUGUUCCGCCUGCUCCGGGCCCUGCCGUACCUGCAGAGCUGCGCCGUGCAGUGCCACGUGGGCCAUGCCCGCCGCAGAGCCCUGGCCUGCCUCGCGCGUGCCCUGAGCACCCCCAAGGGCCAGACCUUGCCCCUGGGGUACGUGGUCCAUCUGCUGGCCCUGGAUGGGCCCGAGGAGGCGCGGGACCUGUGCCAGGCCCACGGACUGCCCUUGCUGGGACAGGACAGAGUGGUGUUCCAGAGGGGCUCCUACACUGAGGAAGGGCUGCCGCCAGCGGGCACCUGCAGAGUGCUGGUGGGAAGCAAGCUGGGAGGGCGCUCCCUGGAGGAAGUGGUCAUGGCGGAGGAGGAGGAAGAGGUGGGCGGGGACAGCGCCAAGCCCCUUGAGUAA
Pipistrellus nathusii (Nathusius's pipistrelle) is the source of this 1080-nucleotide messenger RNA. NCBI's taxonomy places the organism in Eukaryota, Metazoa, Chordata, Mammalia, Chiroptera, Vespertilionidae. The record is from the annotation of a GenBank genome assembly.